CUCCUAAACGAUUAGGAUCAUCUCGUCAUCUCUCCUCCAAUUUCAUCCGAUUUCCUCUCAACAAUCCAUCAUUAUCUCAUCAACUUCCAAAACCCACUUGAUUCAACCAUAAAUCUAACCUCAAUUUCUCCUUCCAAUUGAUGUUCGCUCUUCGAUUUGGGGAUUCAUUGAUUAAUUCCAGGUAAACUCACUAUUUACCGAUUUACUGUUUGAUUUCGAUCAUAUACUGUGUUCGUUAGGGUUUGUUUAGUUGAAAUUUUGAUCUAUUUGAGAUGGAUGGAAACAAAGACGAAGCGUUGAAAUGUUUAAAGAUCGGGAAAGAUGCAUUAGGGUUAGGCGAUCGAGCUCGUGCCUUGAAAUUCAUCUCGAAAGCUCAACGUUUAGAUCCGUCUCUUCCCGUUGACGAUCUGUUAUCGACUCUAGAAGGUAAUCCGACUAACGAAUCAUCGAAGUCGCCGGAGAGUGGUGCCGGUGAUGGUGAUAGUUCUGGUGUUCGUCGUAGGGUUCCAACAACCGGAUCUUCAUCGGGUUUGGGUUUGGGUUCGGGUUCAGGAUUAGGAUCAUGUACAGCUGAACAGAUCACAAUUGUGAGGGAAAUUAGAAGGAAAAAGGAUUACUAUGAUAUACUAGGUUUGGAGAAGUCAUGUAGUGUUGAAGAUGCUAGAAAAGCUUAUAGAAAAUUGUCCUUAAAAGUUCAUCCUGAUAAAAACAAAGCACCUGGAUCCGAAGAGGCUUUCAAAAAAGUCUCGAAAGCUUUCCAGUGUUUGAGUGUCGAUGAGAAUCGGAAAAAGUACGAUCUUCUCGGAUCAGACGAGCCCGUUUAUGAACGGCAAACCACUAGGCAGCGGGCUCAUCAAGGGUUCCGUAACGGGUUCUUUCACGAAGGAGAUGUUGAUGCAGAUGAAAUCUUUAGGAACUUUUUCUUCGGAGGAAUGAACGGUCCUCGAACCACCACCACACAGUUCACUGGGUUCAAUUUUGGGACCGGGAUGGGGACAAGAACGGCUGAUAAUGGUUCAAACGGGUUUAACACUCGGGCUUUACUUCAAUUGUUGCCCGUGCUUCUGAUUCUGUUGGUGAACUUCUUGCCAUCCAAUAAUGAGCCAAUUUAUUCCCUUUCGAGGAGUUACUCUUAUGAGCACCGUUUCGUUACGCAAAAAGGGGUUAAUUUCUUUGUGAAAUCACGCAAUUUUGAGCAGGAUUAUCCGUUGAAUAGUCCAGAACGAGUUCAACUUGAAGGAAGGAUCGAACAUGACUACUUGUCGAUUCUUUCUCACAAUUGCCGGCUAGAAACACAGCGACUUCAUUGGGGUUAUCAACGCUCAACGCCUAACUGUGACAUGUUGAAGCAGUUUGAUCCUAGUUUGGUUUCUUGAUUUGAAGAUUAUCUGAUCCUCGAGUCAAAAAAUUCUUGAAGCUCCGACAAUGUUUCCUCUUCGACCAUGGAUCUUGCAAGUCGGUCUGUCUUCUGGUAACUGGUUUUUGCAGCGAAGUUGUAAAAGCAACUUCAGACACCUAUUAUAGCGUAAAACUUGUACGCGAUAUUUUUUAUGUUUGAAAUUACGUCUGGUUAUACUCGAUCAUUUUGCGCGAAUUUGGAGUAUUUGACUAUUUGUGUUAUAAAUACUAGCACCAUUUUCU
This is a messenger RNA of Cynara cardunculus var. scolymus (artichoke), 1641 nucleotides long. Its product is annotated as chaperone protein dnaJ 49-like. The record is from RefSeq and is a predicted model, not a curated record. Gene Ontology annotation, biological process: cellular response to misfolded protein. Gene Ontology annotation, cellular component: endoplasmic reticulum membrane. Gene Ontology annotation, molecular function: Hsp70 protein binding. Bases 273 to 1376 code for a protein of 367 amino acids. The transcript is spliced from 2 exons. NCBI's taxonomy places the organism in Eukaryota, Viridiplantae, Streptophyta, Magnoliopsida, Asterales, Asteraceae.